Prorocentrum cordatum is the source of this 672-nucleotide messenger RNA. The record is from the annotation of a GenBank genome assembly. Lineage: Eukaryota; Dinophyceae; Prorocentrales; Prorocentraceae.
GUGGUGAACUGCCCUCGGCUCGGGCCCUUCGACUUCGCGGACCUGGACAUCUGCCUUCGCCUGGUCGACCGCUGCGAGAGCUCGAACGCCGUGUUCCUGUCGCGGGCGCAGGAGAGCGAUCAUCGAAGAGGCGUCUACGGAACCGAAGGAGAUGCGAGGAUUGUUGUCGCACGUGGAGACGAUGUUAUUCGAGAGUAUGCCGCCAGCGAAGACCUGCGACUGACGCACCUGGAGUUCAGGAAGCAGGCCAAGGACUCAGAGCUGGAGCCCACCGUCGCCGGCUACCUCGCCUGGGCCGAGCGCGAGUACCCCCCGGGGAAGGAGCUGGUGCGCCUGUCGGAGGGGCGCGGCCUUCUGGACAACAAGGACGUGGAGACCGUCCUGGAGGAAGACCUCCGGAGGCCGGCGCCCAGCAUGUUCAGGAGCGACGGCCUCGGGCCUUUCCGGGAGAUCUUCUACCAGUGGGCCAGGGCGAUGCACAGCAGGUUUGACCUCUUGGUCCUGCCGCACCACACGCAGGUGGUCACCCUUCUCGCAUUCAGGUGCUUCCUGGAGGCCGAAAAGACCAAGCAGACCCCGCACUCGUUGAUCGCCCAGGUGGGCACCGGCGAGGGGAAGUCCAUGAUCGUCGCCGCCCUGGCCAUUUACGUGGUCGUGGUGCUCGGCAAGAAG